Molecule: messenger RNA, 1511 nt
Organism: Centruroides sculpturatus (bark scorpion)
Lineage: Eukaryota; Metazoa; Arthropoda; Arachnida; Scorpiones; Buthidae
Product: inosine-5'-monophosphate dehydrogenase 1a-like
Exons: 11
Biological process (GO): GTP biosynthetic process
Cellular component (GO): cytoplasm
Molecular function (GO): IMP dehydrogenase activity
Source: RefSeq, a predicted model, not a curated record
UCACGUGGAGUUUGAUAUAUAAAAAGGAGAAGGUUCAACGUGAUUAUCCACCGCUUCUGUGUUGACUUUGUUAAGAAUUUUGUUCGAUAUAAUAAUUUCAUAAAUCAUAUUUUAAAAUGGCAGAUGUUCAGUGUAAUCGGGAACUAAUUAUCGAAGAUGGUUUGACAAGUGCUCAGCUUUUUGGCAGUGGAGAAGGUCUUACAUAUAAUGAUUUUCUGAUUUUGCCUGGCUAUAUUGAUUUUACUGCAGAUGAUGUAGAUAUUACCUCACCAUUGACAAAGAAAAUAUCAUUACAAGCACCUCUUCUUUCUUCUCCGAUGGACACUGUCACAGAAUCUGAAAUGGCUGUUGCUAUGGCAUUAUGUGGUGGAAUUGGUAUUAUUCAUCAUAACUGUACACCAGAAUUUCAAGCUAAUGAAGUAUUAAAAGUCAAGAAAUAUAAACAUGGAUUUAUACGUGACCCAUUGGUGCUUACCCCUCAACAUACAGUGAAAGAUGUGUUUGAAGUAAAAAAGAAACAUGGAUUUGCUGGAAUACCUAUAACAGAAAAUGGACAACUUGGUGGAAAAUUAGUUGGGAUUGUUACAUCACGUGAUAUAGAUUUUAUGGGUGGAGAUAUGUAUGAUUUGACUCUGGACAAGGUUAUGACAAAAGAUUUGGUUGUAGCACAGUCAACUGUAACGUUAAAACAAGCAAAUGAAAUCCUUCAGCAUAGCAAAAAAGGAAAAUUGCCUAUUGUUAAUGAGAAAAUGGAAUUAAUUUCAUUGAUUGCAAGAACUGAUUUGAAAAAGAGUCGUAAUUAUCCACAUGCUUCAAAAGAUGAAAAUAAACAAUUGUUGGUGGGUGCUGCUAUUGGAACAAGAGAUUCAGAUAAAACUAGAUUAGACCUUUUAGUCCAAGCUGGUGUGGAUGUUAUCAUUUUAGAUUCUUCACAAGGGAAUUCAAUUUUUGAAAUUGAAAUGAUUAGAUAUAUCAAGAAGAAAUAUCCUGAUUUGCAAGUCAUAGGAGGCAAUGGUAAUUAUGUUUUAGUUAUGGCUUGUGGUAGGCCACAGGCAACAGCUGUCUAUAAAGUAGCAGAAUAUGCUAGAAGAUUUGGUGUACCUGUUAUAGCUGAUGGUGGAAUUAAAUCUGUUGGUCAUAUUAUUAAAGCCUUAGCUCUGGGUGCUUCAGCAGUAAUGAUGGGUUCAAUGUUAGCUGGAACAACUGAAGCUCCUGGAGAAUAUUUUUAUUCUGAUGGAGUAAGAUUAAAAAAAUUCCGUGGUAUGGGCUCUUUAGAUGCAAUGGAAUCGAGAGAAGGUCACGGUAGUCGAGACAGAUAUUUUCAGAGUGAGCAAGACAAAGUCCGUGUUGCUCAAGGAGUAUCUGGAACCAUUCCUGAUAAAGGUUCCAUUCAUACAUUUGUGCCUUAUCUUAUUACUGGUAUUAAAUAUGGUUGUCAAGAUAUUGGUGCAAGAAGCUUAGGAAUAUUAAGGUAAUUAUUAAGUCUAUUUUAUUUUGUAACUGAAUCAUAA